Erigeron canadensis is the source of this 2063-nucleotide messenger RNA. RefSeq lists its product as uncharacterized. The coding region runs from base 190 to 1905 and encodes 571 amino acids. The record is from RefSeq and is a predicted model, not a curated record. The transcript is spliced from 10 exons. Lineage: Eukaryota; Viridiplantae; Streptophyta; Magnoliopsida; Asterales; Asteraceae.
UAUUAAUUUAUUACUAUUUGUCUUGCCAGAAAGAUUUGUGUGUCAUCACACAUAUACUAAUUCACCAAGUUAACUUAUUAUUAUUAUUAUUAUUGCUCAAAUUAUUAAUAAUAAUUCUUGGGUUGAAUUUGCAAGAUUUGUGUUGGUUUUUUGAUGUGGGUAUUGUGAGAUCCAAAUUAGAAGAAGAAGAUGGAACCUCCAAGUGGGGUUUGGAAAUCAUUAGUCCAAUUCUUCAUUUUCUUGCCUUAUUUCAUGGGUCUUCUUGCUCUUGGCUUCAUUAAAGGAAUCAUUUUUGCUCCAUUGAUAUGUAUUAUUAUGACAAUUGGAAACUCUGUUGUUGCACUUAGCCUUUUCCCAGCACAUAUUGUAUGGGCUUACUUUUGCGUAUUGAGUGCUAAACGAUUAGGGCCAGUGAUGAAAGUGGUUGUAUGCAUAUUGUUUACACCUGUCUUGGUUUUCUGGCCUUUUGGAAUUAUUUUGGGGAGCUUUCUUGGCGGCUUAGCUUAUGGUUUUCUUGGACCAAUGUUUGGAACUUUUAAAGCUGUUGGUGAAGGGAAAACUGAUCAGUUUUACCAUUGUAUCGUAGAUGGAACCAAGGAUACCGUCCAAUGGAGUUUUACUUUUAUCAGGGACUUGAAAGAUGUCUGUUUCCAUUCAUUCUUCUCGGUGAUGAAUGAUCUUCGAAAACAAGGCAUGCCAGAGAGAAAAAUCGAGAUUAGAGUGGUUUAUCUUCCUGUAGCGAUUGUCAUUGGUUUAUUAGGAGUCUUGGUUGACUUUCCAGUGAUCACGGUUAUAGCCAUAUUAAAAAGUCCAUACAUGUUGUUCAAGGGGUGGCACCGGUUGUUUCAAGAUUGUGUGGGUCGAGAAGGCCCUUUCUUGGAGACAAUAUGUGUCCCAUUUGCUGGUCUAGCCAUCUUGCUAUGGCCAUUGGCUGUAGUUGGAGCCAUGUUAGCCUCCAUGCUCUCUGGUGUUUUCCUUGGUUUAUAUGCAGCUGUGAUCGUCUAUCAGGAGUCAUCUUUCUAUCUCGGACUUUGCUAUACUGUAGCUGCAUUGUCGAUCUAUGAUGAAUACAGCAAUGAUGUUCUUGACAUGCCUGAAGGAUCUUGCUUUCCCAUGGUUAAAUAUCGGCGUAACCCUGGAUUGUCUACUUCAAGUUCUUUUUCGAGGGCAGGUUCCAUUAAAAGAGCACCAUCUAGGUCUGGAUCCAUCCGGACUCCCAUGAUUGAACUUAAGCCGUUGGAGUUGUUUGAUAACUUUUUUCAAGAAUGUCGUCGACAUGGUGAAUUAUUGGUUCUGCAAGGUUUAAUAUCGUUAAAUGAUAUCCACGAUCCACAAUCUGUAAGUCUACCUGCUUAUUGUCUCUACCAAGCACUUCUACGCUCAGCAAAAGCAAAUAGUCCUGGUUUAAUUAUGUCUGAUGGCGGUACAGAAAUAACUAGCGCAAACAGACCCAAAGAUACGUUCUAUGAUUGGUUCUUGAACCCGCUCUUGGUCAUGAAAGACCAAGUUAAAGCACAACAUCUUACGGAAUCCGAGGAGGACUUCUUGGGCAAGUUGAUUCUGACAGGUGGUGAUGUCCAGAAGCUGAAAAACAUGAACAUUGGUCCACCACCCGAGUCUGAGCUUCGACGAGCUGAACUGGAUGGGUUAGCUCGGAGGCUUCAAGGGAUCACAAAGUCGAUAUCAAGAUACCCAACAUACAGAAGAAGAUAUGAGGGUGUGAUGAAGGCAUUAUACGAAGAUCUUGAUAAGAAGAAUGGUGAUGGUAGCUACAGAGGACCUCAAACUGUUCCGAGGUCAAAAAGCACAUUUGGUCGGAUUUUUAGCACACAAAGAUCCUUCAAAAACAAAACUAACAAUCAGGUGGUUAGGCAAGAUAAUGCAAGAGAUGUCGAAAUUGUAUAGUCUAGAUUCUAAAUCUGUUGUAUCUUUAUUAAAUUUUUUAAAGAUAAUACAUACAAACCCAAAUGGGAUAAUUCAAGAUUCUUUUGUUUUUAUAUCUUGUGAUCUGUUGUAAUAGGGAAUAUAUGUUGAUGGUGAAAUGAUAUUUUUGUUGUAAGAAA